GGCCGGACGCCGACGUCUUUCGCAUAUCAUAGGCCCUCGGGCUAUUCUUCCCCGCCUGCUUCCUGCUAUCGCCAACACUCACAGGAAGCCAUGUCUGAACGGACCUCUUCGUCGAGGCGGUCAAAGCCAGCCAGCGAUGACGCCAUCGGGAACUUUGUCAUCGACAAGGAGAUCGGAAAGGGGAGCUUUGCCCAGGUGUACUCUGGUCGUCACAAGGUCACCGGUGCCUUGGUGGCCAUCAAGUCCGUCGAGCUUGCCCGUCUCAACAAGAAGCUGAAAGAGAACCUCUACGGCGAGAUCAAGAUCCUCAAGCGACUCCGGCAUCCCCACAUCGUCGCCCUCCAUGACUGCGUUGAGUCCGGGACACAUAUCAACCUAAUUAUGGAGUACUGCGAACUGGGGGACUUGUCGCUUUUCAUCAAGAAACGAGACAAGCUCAUCACGAACCCGGGCACGCAUGAGCUCGCCCGCAAAUACCCUGUCGCUCCAAACUCGGGCUUGAACGAGGUCGUCAUACGUCACUUUCUGAAGCAGCUCAUCAGUGCCAUCAGGUUCUUGCGGGAAGCGAACCUCAUCCACCGCGACGUCAAGCCCCAAAAUCUACUGCUGCUACCUUCGCCGCAGUUUCGCGAAGCCAACAAGAUGCACAAGCAGAUUCUCAGCGCCAGCCAUGACUCGCUCACGCCGGCCGCUGGGCUGCCUUCGCUGCCGAUGCUGAAGCUGGCCGAUUUCGGUUUUGCUCGGGUGCUCCCUUCGACUUCGCUCGCCGAGACCCUCUGCGGUUCGCCAUUGUACAUGGCUCCGGAGAUUCUCCGCUACGAGCGAUACGAUGCGAAGGCCGAUUUGUGGUCCGUAGGUACCGUAUUGUACGAAAUGGCGACAGGGAGACCGCCCUUUCGAGCAGGCAACCACGUGGAGCUGCUCAGGAAGAUCGAGGCCUCGGAAGACGUCAUCCGAUUCUCAAAAGAUUGCGUCGUCAGCUCCGAAGUGAAGGGCCUGGUUCGGGCCCUGUUGAAACGGAAUCCGGUGGAGCGGAUAAGUUUCGAGGACCUCUUCCGCCAUUCUGUCAUCACCGGUCCCAUUCCAGGCCUCGUGGAAGACGAUAUUCCAAAACCCGAGAGGCCGGUUCUGGCCGAAACCAGGGUAUCGACCGGAAGUGGCGAGGCGGCGUUGAUGUCGCGGAGGCCAUCCCUUCGACGUUAUGUUGCAGAGCAGGAUUCGACGCGCGAGCCUGGGGUUCCGCCCUCGCCGAAGCCGCGUCGAUCAUCCCCUCUGGCGACGCCCAUCGAACCCAAGCCGAACCCGCUGGAGCAAGUAUCCAGCCCUCGACUGAGCUACUCGCCCCGACAGGAGGCAGAAGAGGGCCUCGGGAUACGCCGGCCUGUGGCGCAGCCAUCCACUUCGGCUCCCGUCCGGCCCAUUUCGUACGUCGACCGAAGCCGUCGGUACUCGAACGCUUCGACGAAGGCACCCGCCCGUGAGGCUCAGCCGCCGCCGCACGAGGCUGCAAGCCGCACGAGGCCAAAAAGCGCAGCGAGCAGACCUCUUACAGACGAGGAGAAAACCGCGCAGGACGUGGCAUUCGAACGGGACUACAUCUUCAUCGACAAAACCGCAGUCGAGGUCAACGCGCUCGCGGACCAGAUUUCACUGUAUCCACAGCAAGCCCAGCCGGCCAAGUCUGGCCCGGUCGUGAGGCGUGCUACGCAGCAGGGAUAUCCAACUUCGGCCACCGGCGCCGUGCCCGGCCAGUCGUCCAGGAGUCCACAGGGGGGUCGUUCCGACCACUACCGGAAGGCCUCGUACGACAAGACUCUUUCUAGCAGCCCUGGCAACACGACAUCGGUAAUCUCCAAGGCUAUCCAAGAUGCUAGUCUCCGGCUGUUCGGCUUCAAGUACUCGCCGCAGAUGUUGAGCAAGGGACAAUCACCACCGCAGAUGUACAGCCCGUUCCCGGCCUACCCGACGCCAUCUACGCCGGCUGGCUUGAUUAUGGAUGGGAAGCAGAGUGCUCCCGUGGACGAAGACUCGCGGGUCGCUCAGUGCAUAGAGGAUUACGCUACGCGGAGCGACGUUGUAUAUGGCUUCGCCGAAGUCAAGUACAAGCAAGUCGUUCCGCUGGCGCCCUCCAUCGAACACGGUCUCGGUGGUGCUCCUGCCGACAGGAUGGGCGAAGAAGAGGACGGCCUCACAAUGGAUGCGGUGGUCUCGCUGUCCGAAGAGGCCCUAGUGCUCUACGUCAAGGCGCUGUCCUUGCUCGCCAAGUCGAUGGACAUCGCUAGUCUCUGGUGGUCGCGCAAGAGCCGGGCAGAAUCUAGCAACAGCGUGCAUUCGGCCACCCGGGACUCGGUGAACACGCAAGCGCUAGCGCUGAAGAUCAACGCGGCAGUCCAGUGGAUUCGCGCCCGUUUCAACGAGGUCUUGGAGAAGGCCGAGGUUGUCCGCUUAAAAUUGAUCGAGGCACAGAAGCAGCUGCCCGAGGAGCAUCCCAGCCACCCGAGUAACCAGCCGCCCGAGACGAGCGCGCUGGGCGGCUCCGACACCGUGACAGUGUUCCCCUCGCUCGGCAUAAGUGCCGAGAAGCUGAUGUACGACCGCGCCGUCGAGAUGAGCCGCACGGCCGCCAUCAACGAGAUUGCGAGCGAAGAUCUCCCCGGCUGCGAGAUAUCGUAUGUCACGGCGAUCCGCAUGCUCGAGGCGGUGCUGGAUAGCGACGAUGACCACCUGCCGAAGCGCCGCGUGUCAACGUCGUCUAAGGAGGAGAAACCCGUCGCUGCUCAAGACGCGUCAGACGAAAUGAGCAGCGACGACAAGCAGGCAGUGCAAAAGAUGGUGCAAAUGGUCAACGGCAGACUUGCCCAUCUCCGGAAGAGGAUGCAUGCCAUUGCUGUGGCAUCCAAAGCCCAGCAGCAGCAACAACAACAUAUCGUCGUCCGGCGGCGAAGCGGCGACGUCACGCCGCGCAGUGUACCGACCUGAGGGUGCAUGUUUGAUGAUUAAUGAAGGCGAAGAUAUCAGGGCUCAUUAUUAUUACUAGGAGCUUAUGCCCCACGGCUGGCAUUUCAGCCCUCUGGAUUCUGGACCGGUAGUCCGGGUAUGCAGUGGGUUUGUUUUUUUGUGCGACUUACGUUUAGGGGGGAAUCAUGCAUCUGGGUGGGCGUUUUCUUCAUAUCGAUUCGCGCGGUACUAUUUUGGGGCAAUUGGCAUGGAGUCUGGAAGUUGAGGCUCGGUUCUGCACCCACACGCAACACUCGCGGACUUAUGGCGUUGGGACCAUCGUUCUUCUGCACGGUGGCUAUUAUUAUUCAGAGUAUAUUUU
Molecule: messenger RNA, 3319 nt
Organism: Chaetomium fimeti
Lineage: Eukaryota; Fungi; Ascomycota; Sordariomycetes; Sordariales; Chaetomiaceae
Exons: 3
Coding region: 91-2979 (962 amino acids)
Biological process (GO): piecemeal microautophagy of the nucleus; autophagosome assembly; autophagy of mitochondrion
Cellular component (GO): phagophore assembly site membrane; phagophore assembly site; cytoplasm
Molecular function (GO): protein serine/threonine kinase activity; ATP binding
Source: RefSeq, a predicted model, not a curated record